AUGACUCCUCCAGAGUCUCUUACCUCCACGGAAGAGGAUAGUUAUGAUACAGACCCAUCGGAGCAUUCUUCUGGGACAACGGAGGAGGAGACUUCCGGGAAUAUGCCAGCUGCUCCUGUGAUGGAGCACCCCGUCAGCCCGGCCACCUCGGAGAGUGCUACGGACUUCUCCUGUCCUUUGUCCUGGUCAUCAGUGAGCCAGGAAUCGUCUGGUUAUCUAUAUUCCUCCGAUUCAGAUGCGGGUAAUAGCGGGAGUCAGAUAGGUGGGGGGCAGACAGAUGAGGAUGAUGAUGGACAUACUUCUCACGGCAGCUCCCCAGGUGAUUGUAGGAUAAAGAUGAAGAGGGCCGCUUCUGAUGACGGAGAUGGGGGUGCCAAGAAGGCCCCCAGGAUGUCGCCGGGGCCGAGUAGGCAGAGCCCCAGUUACUCGAUUGAGUCAGAUCCUUCGGAGGAUCCCACGGAGGGCAGCUAUGAUACCGAUCCUUCGGAGGAUCCAGCGACGAUUCCUCCGGAGCUGCUGACCCCCAGAGCAGAGGUUCCCGCGGAGGGUGGCUACGAUACAGACCCCUCGGAGGACCCCUCGGGGGAUAGCUACGACACGGAUCCGUGCGAGGACCCAUCUAUGACUCCUCCAGAGUCUCCGAUCCCUGGAGCAGAGGAUCCCGUGGAGGAUGGUUAUGACACUGAUAUUUCAGAGGAUCAGGCGAUGACCCCUCCGGAGCUCCUUACCUCCGCGGAGGAGGAUAGUUAUGAGGCAGACCUAUCGGAGCCUUCUUCUGGGACGACGGAGGAGGAGAUUUUCAG
Lycium ferocissimum is the source of this 803-nucleotide messenger RNA. RefSeq lists its product as uncharacterized. NCBI's taxonomy places the organism in Eukaryota, Viridiplantae, Streptophyta, Magnoliopsida, Solanales, Solanaceae. The record is from RefSeq and is a predicted model, not a curated record. The transcript is spliced from 2 exons. The annotation marks the transcript as partial.